This is a messenger RNA of Neohortaea acidophila, 1746 nucleotides long. RefSeq lists its product as uncharacterized. The transcript has 4 exons. Gene Ontology annotation, molecular function: oxidoreductase activity, acting on paired donors, with incorporation or reduction of molecular oxygen; L-ascorbic acid binding; iron ion binding. Bases 112 to 1425 code for a protein of 437 amino acids. The record is from RefSeq and is a predicted model, not a curated record. NCBI's taxonomy places the organism in Eukaryota, Fungi, Ascomycota, Dothideomycetes, Mycosphaerellales, Teratosphaeriaceae.
CCGUUCAUAUCGUUCCAUCUACUGCUUCUCCCGUCUUGACAAAAAAAAUACACAUUUGCUUCUCAAUAUCCAUCACGACAAUCCCUCCAACAACACAUCCCUAGGCAUAAAAUGGACACCGCCCCGUUCCCCGAAAACGAAAAACUCAUCCUCGACCUCAGCAACUCCAUGCUCACCCACCUCACCACAACCCCCUUCUCCUGCAGCGGCCGCGUGCCCAUCCCCGCUUCCCAACCCGUACAACUCCGCUUCAAAGGCUGCGGUGAGAGCCUGCUCGUCCCUCUAUCCGUCGAGUCGGAGGAACAGCAGCGCCUUUUCGAGGCUUUGCUGAAUUCCAUGGUUCCUGCUUCUUUUGGGCGCGGGACGGAGGAGGUGUUUGAUGAGAAGUAUCGCCGGGCGUUGAAACUUGAUGUCGCGGAUUUCUUGACGAGUUUUUGUCCGUAUAAGGCGGGGAUUGUGGAUGUUGUGAGGCGGAUGUUGGUGCCUGGCGAUGGGAAGGGGGAGGCGAGGACGAUCAGAGCGGGACUCUACAAGCUUAAUGUGAACAGUGGGCCUGGGGGGAUGUUCAAGGCGCAUGUCGAUACGCCGCGGUCGGAGGAGCAGGUUGCUUCGCUGGUGGUGUGUUUGCCGGUGGCGCAUGAGGGAGGGCAGUUGGCUGUUCGGCAUGCUGGGCGUGAACUGCUGUACGAUUGGUCGCAGUCGCACGGCGUAUCGUCGAAGGAGGAGGACGAAGAGAUGGCCGAGCAGUCCAGCACUUCCUCUCCCUCAGCCAUCUACUGGGCGGCCUUCUACUCCGAUUGCACCCACGAAGUCCUCCCCGUCACCUCCGGCCACCGCGUAACACUGACCUACAACCUGUACGCCAGGACCAGAUUCCAACCAAACACAACCCAACAGCCCAGCAUCCAGCCUCCUCCCAAACAACCAUCCCAACUCGACGGCACCCAACUCCUCUUCAGCCGCGAUCUGGCCUCCGCGCUGGCGAACGAACGCUUCUUACCCAAAGGCCACGUGCUCGCCAUCAGCCUGACGCACGCGUACGCCCACACCUCCAAGCAUUUGGAUCUCAUCCCUGCACGGCUCAAGGGCGGCGAUCUAUACCUGUACGCUGCGUGCGCGGCGCUGGGGCUGAGGACCUUCUUCCGCCCCGUAAUCGAAUGCGACCCCGACGACGGUGAGGGCAUGCACAGGCCCUUCAAAGUCGUCGGCACGAAGUUCGAACACAUGAACACACCACACGUCCUCAACAAGCGGUUCCCAGAAGACGCGGUCGCGGUUGCCUGGCCCGGCACCGUUUUAGACAAAUGUAAAGUCACGUGGCUUGCGCCGGUGAGUAGAGGCAGUAAGUGGGAGGCGGCGUUUGGGUAUGCGGUUGUGAGUUUUACUUUUUAUGCUCCUGGUGUUGGGUGUCUGGGUGUCUGCUGAUGUGGGUCGUAGUAUGGCAAUGAGCCUGGCGCGGCGGAGACGAUGUACUCGGCCGCGGCGAUGUUUGUCGUUGUUCCGCCUUGGGCGCAGAGGGUUGGGAAGAAGACUGGACCAGAGAAGCUGGAGUUGUACCCUUUGAUCAGGAAGGAUGAGAAGUGCGUUUGUCCUCCGGGGGAGUUUGAUAGUGAUGAUGAGAUCGGGUGGUGAUGGUCUGGCAUUUUUGGUGGGAUCAUCUCAGAGGGGAUCAUUAAGGGGAGAAUGGUCAUUUUUCGGUUUUCGGUUCCUCUUCGCACUACACUGUUCUACAUCUCCAACAUGGGC